AUGAUCCUUCAUCGACUUGAGCGACCAUCAUACGGGUCAUCUCAUUAUUCUCCCAAGGAACUCGGACAAAGCCAAGAUGAUACUCUCCGUGAACUACUACAGCACGGCGACUUCAAAUCAUUAUUCUUUUAUCAUAUUGUUAUGAUGCUUGGUCUGCCCCUACUUGGCCUAACAACACCCCGCCGCGGAAGAACCCGAUAUGUUCGGCCAUCAGUUUUCGCUCUCAUUCUAGGGAUUUCGGUCAAUAUCCUCCUCAAUCGCCGAGCCAGGAUUGGUGGUAAUGGUUAUAUAAUUGGGAUCUUUACAGCUUGGUGGCUGCUUUGGAGUGCUAUUUUGUUGGUGUUCACAGACGUCGAGAAUGACUUUCAGCGCAUUGAGCGAGUGGUAGUUGACGAAAAGCGUGUCAUUUUACGCUGGCAGUCAUAUCCUGUUGGUCUCUUGCACUGGAUAGACUGGUGCCUUGGACUAUUUAUCAGCCUCAGAGGCCUUGAGUGGAAUUAG
Messenger RNA from Penicillium malachiteum, 501 nucleotides. RefSeq lists its product as uncharacterized. The record is from RefSeq and is a predicted model, not a curated record. The transcript has a single exon. The coding region runs from base 1 to 501 and encodes 166 amino acids. Lineage: Eukaryota; Fungi; Ascomycota; Eurotiomycetes; Eurotiales; Aspergillaceae.